ACCUUUACCGCAGCUGAGGACUGCGACGAGAGUCGUUGCACCUGGGACGCUAUGCAGUGCAAAAGUAUCGUACUCGUAUAAAUGCAUUACAGAUUUCCUCAGCAUGAGCGAUAAAGUUUGUAAUGCGGAUUUACCUUAAAAAAGAGAUUUGUAAUGCAAGACUUGCAUUAGCAUUCAUACGAGUGCGAUACUUUUGCACAGGAUAGACGCAAACGCCGACGAGGGGGAAUAUGACAGUGCACAACUCGUCCCCCUCCCCUUCAUUUGUGCGGCAAGAACAGCAACACAAGCAACGACAGCGAUGCCACUUCCGCAUGACAAAUUUGCACGCUUGUAGUGCGGUUUGGGGUUCCAAAAUUUGGCAUGCAGACACUGCCUAGGGCCAGGGUCGUGUGGACUUGGUAUUUUGCAUCAUUUAUAGAAAUGUAUAAAGGGGAGGUGGGGUUGAGGUUGUGCACUCUCAUAGGAAAAAGUGCUCCGACGUUGAAAAAUAUCCAGUGCAAAAGUGAUGUCUCCGCCUCAUGAUUUUUUUUAUGCGACGUCUUGGUGUUCGCUGUGACAAUGAAAAAGGAACACGAUGCCCUCUUUGAUGUUUCUUCAUGCAAAAUAAAGAACCCGCCUCAGCCUCAGUGGGAAGUUUCUUUUUGGUCGUGGUACAGUGUCAGUGAGAAGUACUUUUUACUUACUUACACAACCGCGACCUUAUCUCGAGGCCAGUUAUUUGUCAUGCGAAUAUACGCGGCUCGGGCUCGCUCCAACUGAAUUUUCAGACUAACUAGGACUGCAAGAUGAACCUUUCGCGUUCUUGAUCUUCUAUUGAAAUAAAGCCUGCCGCUCCCAUGCCUGGAACUUACAGCGAAAAUAAUUAUGUCGCAAUGAUCACCUUCACCAGUUGGAGACAGUUUUUUGCACUGUGAUACUCAGGACGAAGAGGCGGAGGAGGAUUGCUGCGGCUACUGAGCAACCGCUUCUCACAAUUUGUGGAUGCGCAUCGCUCGUCCGGAAUCACCGGCAGCAAAAAAUGGCGAACUACCUUUAAUACCGUCGUGUAAGUCAAUGGCUCACCAGUUUCACCCCCAGCUCAAUUUCUAUUUCACAGAAAAGUCACCGCAUGAUUGGGAAGGGAUACUAGUCAUCGGAAUUCUUUCGAAAAUAUUUCCAGAACAAGUGGCCUAGAAUUUUUUUUUUAUGGGCAGAGUAUUACAGUCAGAAAACAUGAUCGCCACUCCUUCAUUUCAUAUCAUCUUCUAGAUCUAGCACAGCAGGCACGACCACCAUCGCAUAUACAAACAAGAACAACAGAAAGACCCAAUUACAAUUUUUUAUUUGAACCCUUAGUCCUGAGCAGGCAAAGAUUUUGUUCGUAUCCCGAAUUUUAUCUUCGAUCUUCACUUCUUCUGCAAUUUUACACACAUGGAUCAUGAGCUUUAUUUCUUUUUGCAGUGAAAAAACUAAAACCUCAACAAACUCCGCGUGUGCGAGAGGAGUUCUUGUACAAGAUCGCGCAGGGAACCAGCUGGAGGCACUGCUGCGUCUAUAAUCGACGUAUGCUUUCCUUGUCCUGCCACCUUGUCUAGGUUCCUUCUCGUCACGCGUCCGUUUUGCUUCGUAUCCCGAAACAAAAUUUAGUUUGGAACCGUUGCCGCAAGUAGAGGACCUCCGUGGUUCUUCUUCUUCGGGUUGUAGCACGGGGCAUAGGUGGUACUCAUCUUGAAGUUAGCACAUUACUUGUCAUCAUCGCGAGAAGUAGUAGGCUACACAUGAUUGUGAUGCAAACAAGAGCUGCAGGCUCCAUGACACGACCAGAAGGAGGACCACUACAUGCGAAGUAGAAGUUAGUACUUGAUCGAGGUUACAGAAU
Molecule: messenger RNA, 1861 nt
Organism: Amoebophrya sp. A120
Lineage: Eukaryota; Dinophyceae; Syndiniales; Amoebophryaceae
Source: the annotation of a GenBank genome assembly